Molecule: messenger RNA, 2115 nt
Organism: Morchella importuna
Lineage: Eukaryota; Fungi; Ascomycota; Pezizomycetes; Pezizales; Morchellaceae
Exons: 8
Coding region: 1-2115 (704 amino acids)
Biological process (GO): L-arabinose metabolic process
Molecular function (GO): alpha-L-arabinofuranosidase activity
Source: RefSeq, a predicted model, not a curated record
AUGAAGGGCCUUCUAGGAAUUGGCGCUCUUUUGAGCUUCUCGUUGACGACUGCUGCUGCUGCCACCAACAGAACAAGCUAUGCGGUUGACUUGAAGAUUACCACUAAGUCCGGUUCUAGGAACAAGACUGCACCGUACUUACAUGGGUUGUUCUUUGAGGAUAUCAAUCACUCUGGAGAUGGUGGACUCUAUGCCGAAUUGAUUCGAAACCGAGCCUUCCAAGGCUCCGAUGUCACCUUUGGCAGCGUUCCCAAUUUGCGCGGCGCUAGAAUCAUCGAGUCAGAGAACCCUGUGUGUGCAUGGGCACCGACUCUCACUGCCUGGAAGUCAAUUGGAGGCGCGGUGCUUUCUCUUGACGUUCUAAACCCGUUGUCUGAUGCCCUUACGACCGUGAUGCGUGUUGAUAUCCCACAAAACGCAACGGGUGAAGUCGGGUUCUACAAUGAGGGAUGGUGGGGAAUGGAUGUGAGACCGCAAGCUUAUAAUGCGUCGUUUUACAUCAAACCCAAUGGCGCGCUUUAUGCAAAGAACGUUACCGGGAUUAAGGUCUCAUUACGCUCUGAUCUUACAGAUGAUGUUUGGGUUGAGAACGCUAUCACUUUCGAAGGAGACCUUAGCACCCACAACUAUACGAAGUUCGAGACUGUCCUCAAGCCUGAAGUCUGGGCUCCCAACAGCAACAACACUUUUGCGAUCACCUUUGACGCUGCCGAGGCAGCCGGCCAGGCAUUCUACUUCGAUCUUAUUUCCCUAUUUCCACCCACCUACAAGGACCGGCCCAACGGUCUCCGAAAGGAUCUCGCUGAGCACCUCCAUAACCUUGCUCCCAAGUUCCUUCGAUUUCCUGGAGGAAACAAUCUGGAAGGUCUUAGCAUUGCCACUAGAUGGCAAUGGAAGAAGAACAUCGGCCCCAUUAUUGACCGUCCCGGAAGACCUGCUGACUGGAGGUACUACAACACCGACGGCAUGGGAUAUCUCGAGUUUCUCGAAUGGUGUGAGGAUCUAGAGAUUGAGCCGUUGUUGACUGUAUAUGCGGGAUAUUCGCUUGAUGAGGCAGACGUGCACCCGGCAAAUACUGUCCCAGAGGAUGAGCUGGAUUUCUAUAUUCAGGAAGCGGUUGAUCAGAUUGAGUACGCGACUGGAAGUGUUGAUACGAAUUGGGGGGCGCUAAGGGCCAAGCAUGGGCACCCAGAGCCUUUCGUGAUCAAAUUUGUGGAGAUUGGAAACGAGGACUGGUUCAGUGACUCUUACUACUGGCGUUAUCCGAGGUUCUUGGAAGCUCUACAGCAGGCCUAUCCUAACAUUACUUAUAUUGCAUCUCAGGCAACUGAAGCAUCUCCGUCGGGCGUCAACACCAGCAUUGCUCCUGGCGGAAUGUGGGAUCUCCACCACUACGAGACCCCUCAAUUCUUCAAGGACCGUUUCAACUUCUUUGAUAACUGGCAAACCGUCGCCGGCUACCCUGGUGUCCAAAUAUUUGUGGGUGAAUACUCCGUUCUCUCCCGGGACCGUGCCGGCGGUGUCGACUGGGCCCAUGGUGAGGGUCGUUUUGUCUACCCUACCAUGGUAGCCGCCAUCGGUGAAGCCAUUUUUGCUCUUGCCAUGGAGCGUAACCCAGACGUUGCAACUCUCAGCUCCUACGCACCACUAUUCCAAAACUUCAACUCUUAUCAGUGGACCCCUGACUUCAUCGGUUUCUCAGCGGACCCGAACCAGACAGUCCUCUCCACAUCCUACUACCAGCAACAAAUGUUCUCUCACUUCAAGGGCGAGGAGACGCUUCCAAUCAUCAACACCAAGGGUGACUUCAACCCGUUGUGGUGGCAUGCAUCCACAGAGAAUAAUAGGGUGUUUGUCAAGCUUGUUAACGCGGCUGAGUAUGAGGUGCCCGUAAGCUUUGAUGUAGACUUUAAGGUAAAGAGUGUCAAUGGUACGAUUUUGAGGCACGAUGAUGAGUAUGGCUUCAACUUUAUUGGUAAUGCGACGGCAAUUUCACCAGUCAAGUUUACCUUGGAUAAUGGAAGGAACAGUACGACCAUCAAGGCGGGCGGGAACAGAUCGACUGUCCAAUGGAACGUCCCGAGCUUGUCGGUGACGGUUUUGGAGUUGAACUAA